Messenger RNA from Plasmodium inui San Antonio 1, 2943 nucleotides. RefSeq lists its product as hypothetical. The transcript is spliced from 9 exons. NCBI's taxonomy places the organism in Eukaryota, Apicomplexa, Aconoidasida, Haemosporida, Plasmodiidae. The record is from RefSeq and is a predicted model, not a curated record. The coding region runs from base 1 to 2943 and encodes 980 amino acids.
AUGGAAGUCACCAAACUGAAGGAAAUAAAAAGGGAAGAGAGCACAGGGAGGAGGAAAGUAGCUCCCACUGGAGUAUCUCCCACUGAAGUAGAAGAAGGAAGGGGGAGAAGUAUGCCCGAAUGUGUAAUAAUGCAGUCAAAAGCGAAACAGACUUCUUACAUCAAGGAAGAGGAGACAGACGAUGUGUUGUCACAUGGUAAGAGUAGCAAUAUGAAGAAACUCUUUAACGGAAUCCUAGGGAACCAAAUGAAACAUGCCAAAAAUGUUAUCGAAGGAGUGAAGGAACACCUAAAGUGCACAGCAAAGGAAGCAUCCAAAAAUAUGAAUUACCCAUUCUGCAAAUCUCCUUGCAAUAUUGAUGAUCUUAAAAAUACCAUCUACAUCAACGAGGGGGAAAUCAUCAUCAGAAAAGACGCGUAUAAGAACCUAUUCAGCAGUGGGAGGAGGGACAACAGGGACAGCAGGGAUAACAGAGACGCGAAGAACACACCAGAUGUAAAGAAAAACUCAAAUGAAGACAUCUUUUCUUGCAACACGAGGGACAUAACCUUUCGGGGGAAUCACAACUUUGGGUUUCACGUCCAACUCUCUUGUGAUGAAGAAGGGAAUAAAAUUAUUGCCUAUGCGUACGAUAGGGAUACUAGGAGAAGGAUUCCUUGUGUUUAUCGAUGGACACGCAUCUACUGUGAUAAAAGGUGCAACGAGGUAAGUCGCAGUUUUGCAGACUCGGCCAUCGUUGCGGGGGGUGCCAGCAGUGAAUCGAUUGACACGGCUGGGAGUGCUAGAGGUGGAGGGAGUUCUAGAGAUGGAGGAAGUUACUCAGAUGGGAGGAGCCACCCUGAAAUAGCGCAGUACGACAGCGUGUAUGAACUAACUUGUGACGACAUAGGACUCAAAAUCUGUGUCGAGUGUUCCUACGUUAACGAUGGACAGUUGGAAGGAGGCACCCGGUGUAGGUAUCCUCGGAACAGCGCGGGGACCUCGCUAGGGAGUCCACACGAGAGCGAUCGGGGUGACGACAGUAGACAUGUCGAUAGUAAACGUGUCGACCAGUCGCUGCGCAGUGAUGUGGAGCUAUAUAACGACGCUUCCUCGUUUAAGGAUAGCUUCACCGAUAGUAAUGAUCGAGACGGAUCGGAGGUGCAUUCACUUCAUCACAUGAGGCCGUUCCGACGUGGAGAUCGAAGCAGUGGUCCGUCCCGCUCGUCCAGUCGAGUCCCUCCCGAGAGCACCAACCAUCAUAUGAGUAGAACAAACGAAAGAGGAGACCUCCACAGCAACAACAUUAAGAAAGAACACUUCACGUUAGAUCCGUACGAAUCAUCCGUAAAGGAAAGGAAUCCCAUAUGUGCUCCCCCCCAAACGAGUGUCAAUCCCUCCAAUAGCUUCCCCCCCAAUGGGAAGUACUCCGGAGUGGCAGUAGCCGAAGUGGGACCAUUCAGUCUGAACGAAAAAACGAAGAAUAUGCUCCAAACGGUGAUACAGAAUGACAUUAUAAGGUAUCCAAUAUAUGUUUUCCGGAAGAGCACCCAAACUGAGGACAAGGAGGGGAAGCCCUAUGGAGGGGACCACCCAUUUAAUCUCCUUAUUCCUCCAACUGCGAAGCAGACAGCAGAACGUUUCGACGCGUACAACGACUGCACCAGUGUCGAUGAAAACAACCUCAGCUCAAACGUGGAGAGUGAACAAGACGAUCCGCUACACAUGCUGCACAUACACAAAAAUGAGAUCAAGCUUGUCAGUCAAAGUAACGUCAACACGCAGAUAUGGACCUACAAAUUCAGUGAUGUAUAUCCUUAUGUCGAGUUUAUUCGCCGUGCGGAUAGCGGAAACGAUGAGUUUUUUCUCCACACGAGCGAUUCAGAAUACUAUUUCUGCAAGUGUCUACAGAAAAGGCAUCGAGAUUUUAUUGCCAUCAUCCUGAGGUACAUGCACGCCAAUCUGCAGAUCCUAAACGACUACAUUUUUAACAAUAUCAAUCAGAGCUUCCAAAAUAAAAGAGCCAAAAAUAUAUUUGACAAUGUAGACGUGAAUGCCAUCCUGGAAAAUGUCAACAGAGAGCUUCUAACGAAUAGGAAGCUCAAUCAUAAGUACCUGCAGAAGAUAAAGAAACUUCGUGGAGAGAAAAAUAUGCUCGAGGAGGAUCUUAAGAAUACUAUCGAAGCGUUCCAGACUCAGCUUGACACGGUUAAGCGGUUCAAAGAUGAGAACGAGCUAAUCAAAACGAAUGAACACCUGAUGAAGGAAAUAAAGCUCUUACAGGAUAAGUACAAAAAUGUGGACUUGUUUUUUAAGGACAAGUACAAGCUCUUAUUGAACGAUAUCGAACGGUAUAAGAAGUUGGUGGACGAAAAAAAGACAAAGGCCAUCGCGCAGGAAGCAGAAACGCUACGGGCCAAACUGGAGGCCCUUGAGCAGGAAAAGAACGAGCUGCGAAGAGAGACCGUUAAGAUAAACUGCUAUUACCAGGAAGAGAAAAGAAGCAAAACGGAGCUGGAGAGUCGCCUCGAAGAGCUGAGUUUGAAGAUGGAGAGUCUGAACAAAUCACUGGAGGAAGAGAAAAGCAAAGGGAAAAGCACCUCCGGGUGCAUGAAGGAAAUAGAAGAGCUGAGAAAAAACAACAUAAUGCUGCACCAGAAAAAUGUAGCCAUAUCGGAUCAGCUGAACCUUCUCGUCACGGAGAAAAACAGACUCUCCAAGAUGGUUGACUCGCUCACCAAGGACAUUGAGAAGGCCAAAACGAACCGACGUGUUCGAAGCGCGGAGAGCCAGAAGAAAGACCCUAAGCCCCUCCCCAGUGAUGCCCCCCCAAACCAAAGCCUUAAACUCAGCGAGGAAGACAACCACCGGAAGCUACUCAAAGAAGUCGCAUCCCUACGGGGAGAGAACGAACUUUUAAAAAAACGAAUAAAAAAGUUUGCCAAAUUUAAUUCUAUGGCUUGA